GAUACUUUCUUAUUACGUCAAUCAUACUCUGCUUCUUCGUAUUGUAAUGUGUAUAAUGACACAACUUUAUCAUGUAAAACUUUAUCUAGCACAUUUAAUCGAAUUAAUAAUAACUAUAUCAUUAUUGCUAAUGACGAUUUUGUGAGAACAUCAAAAUAUAAUGACCCUGUAAGUGGAAUUAAAGAAGAAUCGACGGAGGCGUUAUUACGUUUAAACCUUGAUGGUGCUUCCUAUUUUUCAAACUCUAAUCAGUCACAAUUGCUUGAUGAUUUGCUACAGCGAAUAAAAAGUAGCAUUCCUUUAUUGAAUGAUCGCUUAAAAAUAACUCAUAAUGUUCAAUCGGAUCCCUCGGAUUCCUCCAAACUUUUAAUCGAAUUUUCUAUUGAUAAGGCAAUUAAUCCUUUAAAUGAUUCUAGUGCAAAUGAUAUUAUUAACGAUUUGGAUUUCAUAAUAAAGAACAAAUAUAUUAGUGCUUUUUCUGAUAAAAAAUUUAUGAUGUUUCUUGACGAACAGUAUGGAUUCCAAGCAAAACCAAAAUGA
Molecule: messenger RNA, 540 nt
Organism: Racocetra fulgida
Lineage: Eukaryota; Fungi; Glomeromycota; Glomeromycetes; Diversisporales; Gigasporaceae
Source: the annotation of a GenBank genome assembly